This is a messenger RNA of Exophiala xenobiotica, 3593 nucleotides long. RefSeq lists its product as uncharacterized. The transcript is spliced from 2 exons. The record is from RefSeq and is a predicted model, not a curated record. Bases 878 to 2581 code for a protein of 567 amino acids. Lineage: Eukaryota; Fungi; Ascomycota; Eurotiomycetes; Chaetothyriales; Herpotrichiellaceae.
GACGGCCCCGAUCCUCGUACAUACGUAUCACCAGAGCUGUCUUGAGCUUCACAGAUGGUCCACUAAACGAGCCUCGGCAUGCAUGCAUUCUUCAUUCGCUCCAGCUGAGCGCCCCAGAAUCUUUACCGCACCAUUCUCGAAAUCUUUGCGUUGCGAGCAUAAAGCCCGCCAAGUCCAAUCGGCCCAGUAUCAACGGCUUGUUUUGUCGAAGUAGGCAGCAGAACCGCGACUGUCUCGCCUUGAACUCCGUGGUCACACAUGUUUGAUGAUUAUGAUUGACGGUUGAGGGGUUUAUCGUCAUCGCACGAAGAAGAGCUGCAAGCCCAGGGCUGAAAAGGUCUCCACCACGGUCGGUCUGACCCAACUCUCGAGUCGGCUGCUAGGAUUAUCAUCUUGGGUUUCGAUCGGAUCCUGGUUCUGCUGGUGCCUCCAUGUGCCCUACGAGUAAUGUACCUGAUCCCGGCUUAGCGAGCCAUCUGCUUUUGCCCAGUCCCUUCGCAUCUCCCUCGCUCCUCGCUCCUUGGUCCGUACCCAUUAGCACCUUCUCGAAAUCCGGUCAAAGCUCGAAGAGCGUUGGCAUUGCUCAAAUGUACCGGCGAGGGUCUGAACUAUGGUUCCUCGAGCCCUUGUGGUGGCUGACAGGCGCCCACCAAAUCUACCGACCUCAGCGCAGAUGAGAGGACGCACCGAGAGCGCGACUCAUCUGGUCACUGUCUCGCAAACCAGCACACCUGGUAAAACGAGGGAAAGAUCGCCAACAAGACUGAAACGUAGUCACAACAAGGUCAGAACGGGCUGUAUCACCUGCAGGCGUCGAAGAGUCAAGUGUAGGUUAAUGUCCCUCUAAGUUGUGCUUUCGGCACUCCUUUUUCCCGCAAUGGCUGCAUCUCCUAGCAAGAUACUGCCGCAGUGUAUAAUUGUUUCCUUCCUUGACUCCGCUCCCUGUUUCCAGGCUGCGCUACUCCUGGUGAUCGCUGGCUUACAAUGCCCAGGCGAUGAAACUCAUCCUCACUGCGGACGAUGCGCCAAAGCCGGCCGGUUCUGCGAAGGCUAUGCCCAGCCUAGAACAUGGCUAUUCGAGCCUCCAGCCAGCGACUCCCCUCCUAGCGAAGAGCUUGUGCCUGCUAUCGACAGAGCAAACGCAAUACACUUCUUCGAGGACGCGGACUUCAACAGGCCCACUCAAUACUUCCUCGAAUGUACUGCCCCCCGAAUCGCGUCUUACUUUGCCGAAAUGAUGGAUUCAUUUGUAGAUGACAAAGCCGAGGUAUGCUACAGCAAUACACAAGCUUGGACAUUCUGGAACAGGCUGGUUGUACAGGCCAGCGAGACCAACAGCUCCAUUCGUCACAGCCUAGCAGCUUUAAGCAGUCUUCACGAAUGGCUGGAGUUCACGAAACGGACACCUUGGCAAAACUACUCAUUCACACUACAUUACACCAAAGCUAUUACGGACAUUAAUCAGAGCCACGGCAAACUUCCCCUUGAGAUCAUUCUGAUUGCCUGCGUCCUAUUUGCCCACUGCGACUUUCUGAUGGGUGCUUCAGCUGCUGGUCUGACACAUCUCAAGUCCGGCCAUCGAAUCAUCUCUGAAAGCCGCAAAAAGCAGUUGCAAGUGUCGCCAGAAGUGAGCCAGUUGAUAGUACCAAUCAUCGAGGGGUUCAUUGCGAAGUCUGCGAAUUACAGGUUGACCGAGACUACAAUACCAAAAGGCGAAACAACUGAGAGCACCACUUAUUCGUUGCCUGAGAUGCCCAAGGUGUUCCGGGACCUCCACCAGGCCAACAAAUAUUUGCAACAAGCUCUCUAUUGGGUGCUCCUUCUUGAAUUGGGCCAGCCGAACCACUCGACAAUGGCACCGGGCGUUCGAAAGUACGUCGCUGACUGGGCGACUGCCUUCGGUCAGUGGAAAGUGGUUUAUGAGCUCGAUGACAAUUUGCUAAAAGACUGGCAAUUACUGCUCCUAGCUCAUCAUCGAAUGGCUUUGCUGAUCUUGAAGACCCUUCCUCCUGAAAACGACAAGGGAUACAGCCGUGCAGCUGCAGAUUUUCGGAUCAUGUUCGCACAGCUGCGGACUUUCCUUCGUGGCGAAUACACGAAACUGGACCCCAAACACAGCGGCGAUCUGGUUCUGAAGGUGCAUCUGGGAUUUAUUGCACCACUAUUCUUCAUCGCCACUGAAUGUCGAGUACGAGGCCUUCGCCUCAAUGCACUGGAAGCACUCAAGGACCUGAGAAUCGUGGAAGGUCACUGGAACAGUUGUGUGGCGUACGCCAUCGCUGCGACCGCAGUGGAGAUUGACGAAAAGGUCAACGCGACAAAUCCAGGAAAGACGAUUCGAAUCAAACUUGAUAGCGUGGAUCGAUGGAAGGAUGGUACGAUGACCUUGAAGUAUUACAAAGUGUUUGGGCACCUUUUGGCUGGAGAUGCUGAAUUUAAGACAAUCACUGAACCUGCGUGCCAUCACGAGGUAAACAUGCAAUGGGUAUGCGUGCUUGUUGAUCAACCUUGCUCUUCGGCUGAUGGUAUUUCUAGCCUGCAGUGCGUGUUGUACAGCUCCAUGGCUUUCAAGCAUCGGUGAAGCCACGAAAGCUGCACUGUUCAUGUCGUCCAGCGAAAACGGGAAAGUGAAACAGAGAACUCCCUCGGCUGGCGCGGGCCGCCAAUUCAUGCGAGCCGAUCAUAGGCAAAAAUCUGCAAGACCAUGGCAGAACUGGCUCGAUAGUCAGAGUCUCAAUCUCUGCUCAUCCUUUUAAGUUAGCUCAAGAUCAAUGCAACUGCGAGUGUGGGCUGGGAUUUCUGGAAAAGUCCAUGAGUUCCCACUUCUUCUUGUGACUGCUUAAGUUACUUGCCAGGAUAGCAACAGCCUGUCCCAUCGCUUGGGCUCUCAGCGUGGGGUCGCUCAACGAGGGCUUGUCAGCGGUCCUCACACUCCGUCGGUUACAUCGAAGGUGUGAUCUCAGACGGAUCGCUUCGCAAGACUUGCUCGGGCGUGACUUCAUCCCAUGGAUCCGCGAAAGCAAAGGCAUGCUCGGCACUAGGUCUUGGCAUAAGAGCAGCAGCGGGCAGCGCAACAGGGGGCGCACUACUCCGUACACCGGGACGUGAUGCUGGCUACCAUUACCUCGAGGCGAAUGUGAUUUGUUUUGACCACCGCAAAGGUUCAACAUACUGGCAACAUCAACCCGGUAUGACGCCUUUGACUUUGCUUACGGUGUCGACGAGAGUACUAUCAACGAAGAUUGAAGAGAUCUCUGUUCACUUCCUAAGGGUCCCAGGGGGAGCACUAACUAUAUCGCCUAUACCGAAGGCUCUAGGUGGUUGGGAAUGCCUAACUCUGAUAAGUAAGGGGCUCUUUGAAGAUUGUGCGUUAGCUGGGAGAAAGUGAAGUCGCCGCAAGAGCGUCUUCAUUUAAAGGUGGUCUGGCUCACGGUCGCUCCGGCUCCUGAUUCAUAUAGCAAAGAGAAAAGGCACUCCAGAUGCCGAUAGACGUUUGGCAUGAAAGUUGUAUAUAAACAUAGCUGCCGUGGGGCUUCAAUGGGACAAUCUAGGAUUGGUCAUGGUCUGAUAUUCAUGGUGGCACACGUUCCAUU